Molecule: messenger RNA, 2463 nt
Organism: Cydia fagiglandana
Lineage: Eukaryota; Metazoa; Arthropoda; Insecta; Lepidoptera; Tortricidae
Gene: Septin4
Product: septin-2
Exons: 8
Coding region: 343-1572 (409 amino acids)
Biological process (GO): cytoskeleton-dependent cytokinesis; regulation of exocytosis; intracellular protein localization
Cellular component (GO): synaptic vesicle; septin complex; cell division site
Molecular function (GO): GTP binding; GTPase activity; molecular adaptor activity
Source: RefSeq, a predicted model, not a curated record
GGCGCGCGAGCAGUCCGUGCGCGCGCGUUGCUCCGACACCGCGUCGACCGAGCGCCGCCCGCGCCUCGCGUUUCCCGCCCUCGCAUUUACGCGACAAUUUUCGAACCCCGCGCACCCAAUUACUACAGUCAACUCUACUCCCCCUUCACCAACUAUUCAACCGAGCGCAACGAGUUCCCGCGUUUUUUACGAUAGAUUAUCGUAUCUGUGUUGUGAGAUCAUUUUUGAUAAGCUGCAAAAAUGAUUAAUACCAACCACACGUAAAUACUCGUACAUAAUAAAACCCAGUGAACUAUUUCAUUAGAAAUACAUCUAUUGGAGAAGCCAGAUAUAGUUAACAUAAUGGAAAAGAGCGAUUCAUUUGCUAUUUAUGAUAUUAAUAUCAGCGAUAAAGACAAAAAAGAUUCGAAUACGGAAAAAGUUUGCGAUGGAGACAAGAACCAAGGAACCCAGAUCUCGACUUUAAUAAAAAUUCAACGUGAGCGCGGGGAGCGCGACUACAUCGGGUUCGCGACGCUACCGGAGCAGGUUCACCGCAAGUCGGUGAAGCGAGGCUUCGACUUCACGCUCAUGGUGGUCGGCGAGUCGGGGCUCGGCAAGUCCACGCUAAUCAACAGCCUGUUCCUAGGAGACCUGUACAAGGGUCGGAAAAUACCUGACGUCCAAGAUAGGAUAGAGAAAACCACAACUAUAGAAAAGAAAACGAUGGAAAUAGAAGAGCGAGGCGUCAAGUUGCGUCUGACUAUAGUCGACACGCCAGGCUUCGGAGACGCCAUUAACUGCGAAGACUCCUGGAGAACCUGCUCGGGCUACAUCGACGAGCAGUUUCGGCAAUACUUCACAGAUGAGAGCGGGCUCAACCGCCGACACAUGCAGGACAAUAGAGUGCAUUGUUGCUUAUACUUCGUCCCACCAUGGGCUCACAGUGUAAGGCAGGUGGAUCUGGAGAUGAUGAGACGACUACACCGCAAAGUGAACAUCGUGGUGGUGAUAGCGAAAGCCGAUUCGUUGACGGCGGCAGAAGUCAAACGGCUCAAAGCGAGGAUACUGGCUGACCUCGAGGAUCAUCAGAUACAGGUGUACCAGUUCCCGGAGUGCGACAGCGACGAGGACGAGGAGUUCAAGCAGCAGGACCGCGAACUGAAGGCCGCGGCGCCGUUCGCGGUCGUAGCGGCCGACACCGUGCUCGAGGUGGGCGGCAAGCGCGUGCGCGGCCGACAGUACCCCUGGGGCAUCGUGGAUGUGGAGAACCCUCGGCACUCUGACUUCACGAAGCUCCGCACGAUGCUGAUCUCCACCCACAUGCAGGACCUCAAGGACGUCACCCAAGACGUGCACUACGAGAACUUCCGCGCGCAGUGCAUCUCGCAGAUAUCGCAGCACGCUAUGCGGGAACGCGGGAAACUGAAGAGGGAUUCGAUGGGCAACAAUAGCGAAGUAGUAAUUACGGACACCGACAGACUGCUACUGCAGAAGGAUGAAGAGAUAAGGCGAAUGCAAGACAUGCUCACUCAGAUGCAAGAGAAACUCAAAGCUUCCGACAAGAAACACGACAGUAUUAUAGAUGUAUAAAUUAUAGACUGCAAAUGUACCUCUAGCGUAGUGUUACAAUUAAUCUAUUUCACUUAUGUUCUAGUAAAAAUAUUAAGAACCUCUUUAGAAAAAUUUGAUGAAUUUAGAGUUGUGGACAUAUUUUUUGGUUUGUUUUUAAUAUCAGGAAGUACUAUGUAUUUGACUAAAAUGUACAGUUAGAGUGUAGAUACUUUCAACACAUGCUCACAGCAAUCAAUAAUAAAAUUACGAGUUUACCUGUACUGUACAUUACCUAUUUAUUUACGUUAUAUGUUGCGCUUCUUUUCGUGAAUCUCGUAUUAUACCUAUUUCUAAAAUACUUGCAUAAUACAUCUCAGGUCAUGUAUUUCAUAUUAUUUGCACGUAGCAUAUAGCAAGGAACCACACAGUACCUUAUACCUAGAAUAACUACUCGGUAUAGUCGGGAUAUUGUAAAGCAAUAUUAUUAGUUAUUAAUGCCAGAUUAUUAUCAACCAAGGCAACUUUCUUUUUAAUCCUUUACGCAUCACAUCAACACGAAUUACUAGAAUGCCAUUGCUCAAGCAAUUUAACAUACGAGUGAUGCUUAAUAAGAAAAAAAGAAGCAACAUCGUUAAUAUAAGCGAUGUCCAUUGAUCUGUCCGUCGUUCAAAUUUUAACCAAAGUUAAUAUAUAUGAUAAGAUCGAGAGAGCACUAUGUGCACUUUAUGUACCUAGUAGUUCAGUAGUACCUCAAUGCUAAAGUAUCAAAGACUAACGUUAAGUUGAAAAUUUAAUUUGUUACAGAAUUACUGAUAAUGCUUUUUAAAUAAAUGCCUACUAACGUUUCUUUCGUCAAGUUUACUAAGAUUUUAAAUUUUGUAUCGAUGUAAUUGUAUUAACAUUAACAGUAAAUUGAUACUUUACUUAAAA